GGCCCCGUGGCUUGGUGCAGGCCCCGCCCCUUCCCAUCUGCGGGGCAGCCGGAGGGGGGCCCCCCCCAGCAAGAUGGCGGUGAACCAGAGCCACACGGAAAACCGCCGCAAGGCCUACGUCCCUUACGGCGAAAGUGUCUUGAAUCAGUGUUAUGAUGUGGACCUCUCCUUCCCAGAGCAACCACCAGGAUCCAGUCUCUUUCAUGGUACAAAGAGGGGAACAUUGCUUCUCACUUCAUACCGGGUGAUCUUCGUGACGUCACACUCAGUCAGUGAUCCCAUGCUUUCUUUUAUGAUGCCAUUUGAUCUGAUGAGUAACUGUUCCCUCGAACAGCCAGUCUUUGCCCCCAUCUACAUUCAAGGAACCGUUCAGGCAGCUCCAGAUGGUGGCUGGGAAGGACAGGCUACUUUUAAAUUAUCCUUCAGAAAAGGAGGUGCCAUCAAAUUUUUCCAGUUGAUGAUGAAAGCUGCCUCUGCUGCUGCCCGAGGAGCUCCACUUCAAAGUAUAACUUACUGGUUUGGUGCUCCAGGACUGUUUAUCGUUAGUGGGCAGGGGAGCAUGACGUGCAACCACCACAGGUCUUCUCCAGUUGUUGUCCAUGGGCCCCAACCUGUGAGAUAUGGACCCCCACCAGCAGGAUAUGGAGUCCCACCAGCAGGAUACGGAGCCCCACCAGCGGGAUACGCACCCCCACCAGCGGGAUACGCACCCCCACCAGCAGGAUACGCACCCCCACCAGCAGGAUACGCGCCCCCACCAGCAGGAUAUGCGCCCCCACCAGAGGGAUCUGAAGCCCCACCUGUGGGAUAUGGAGCUCCACCUCCGAGAUAUGAAGCCCCACCUCCGGGAUAUGAAGCUCCACCUUCUGGAAAUAGAACUGGGUCUCACAAUCCUGUGGCAGCCCAGCCUGAUGGAUAUGACGCUUCUCUUCCUUCCACCUCAUCUCCUCAGCACCAUUCACCACCUUCUAAGAACUAAACCCUGAAGAUUCACCAACCAAAGUGGCACCCUAAAACUGAAGUCAGGAUAAGAAGGAGGACUCAGAGAGGAAGGGAGAGAGAUAGAAACAUGAAUGGUGAGAAAGAAUCAUUGAUAGGCUGCCUCCUGCACGCCCCUCACCAGGGAUGGAGCCCACAAACUGAGCAUGUGCCCUGACCGGGAAUCAAACCGUGACCUCCUGGUUCAUAAGUCAACACUCAACCAUUGAGCCACGUCGGCUGAGCUCGGUGCCAAGCGGUAGGAGGAGUUUCCUGUGCAUGUAGAGGCCUGAUCCUCACCACACAUCUGAGAGGUCCUGGUGAGCUCUGAGUCCCUUUUCCUGCUGCAGGCUUGAUCCCUGGUGGUCAGAGGGUCUUGAAAAUCGAUGGUGUCAAAGGUGGUAUAGUAGGUUAAAGGAGGGCUCAGAUUUCUCAUGAGUUCAGAAGAUUGGUUCCAGAUCUGCUGCUAUGUAAAUGAAG
Eptesicus fuscus (big brown bat) is the source of this 1458-nucleotide messenger RNA. It is a transcript of the gene WBP2NL, whose product is annotated as WBP2 N-terminal like. The coding region runs from base 74 to 979 and encodes 301 amino acids. Gene Ontology annotation, cellular component: nucleus. Gene Ontology annotation, molecular function: transcription coactivator activity; chromatin DNA binding. The record is from RefSeq and is a predicted model, not a curated record. Lineage: Eukaryota; Metazoa; Chordata; Mammalia; Chiroptera; Vespertilionidae. Gene Ontology annotation, biological process: positive regulation of DNA-templated transcription. The transcript has 8 exons.